Molecule: messenger RNA, 1701 nt
Organism: Lachancea lanzarotensis
Lineage: Eukaryota; Fungi; Ascomycota; Saccharomycetes; Saccharomycetales; Saccharomycetaceae
Source: the annotation of a RefSeq genome assembly
AUGACAGUAGAGGAUAAAUUUAACGGAAAUAUCGAAGAGGUUAGUGACAUCGUGUCAUCUGACCAGUCUCUGAAGGUAGCGGCUGUCUUCAAAGAAUAUGAGCCGGAAGAGAAAGUGCUCUCUGAGAUUGAUCAGAUUGUGAAGCAACACGAGCUCGAGGAUCAGCGCGACCUGUUGACGCGUGGUGCAUUCUGGGCUAAUGAUCCAGAAAUUCUUCAGACUGAAGAUUACAGCGAUGAGGAACGUCGAAUUGCUAAAAAAGCCAUAGAAAAGCCCUUGUUUUCGCUGUCCAAACAUAUGCUGUUGGCUGCCCUCUGUACCUCAUGUGCUGCAAUCAACUUCGGGAUGGACGAAAGUGCCAUUGGUGGUGCUGUAUUGCAGUAUCAAAAUCAAUUCAACAUAACAGAUCCUAAUAUACAAGGUCCUACGGUUGCUGCGCCAUAUCUCGCUGCUGCUUGUUUGGGAUCCCCUCUUACCAUUUACCUCGACAAGUAUGUCGGCAGAAAAUGGAUUAUAUUUAUUAGCUGCUUCAUCGGCUUUGCGGGAUCGCUCAUCCAGGGUUUUUCAAAUGGACUUGGCUGCCUUUUGUUUGCGAGAUUGUUUCUUGGGGUAGGCAUGGGCUUGAAUUCAUCGACUGUGCCAAUUUACACAGCGGAAUGUGCCCCUGCGAUUUCUCGCGGUGCGGUUCUGAUGUUGUGGCAAACUUUCAUCGCCCUCGGUGUGUGCUUGGGCUCUGUUUUCAACCGAGCUUUCGUUAAUAUAAGCGGAUCGCUUUCGUGGCGCCUCAUGAUAGGAUCCUCGUGUGUUGCUCCAUUUGUCACAGGGAUCUUAAUCUUCUUCCCGCCCGAAUCUCCGAGAUGGCUCAUUAAUCAUGGAAAAACAAGAGAGUCUCUGUACUCCUUGUUAAAACUAAGACCCAACGAGCUAUCGGGAGCGCGGGACUUCUAUAUCCUUCACCAAUCUUUGAAGUUCGAGUCCGAGUUAGAAACUCGGUUAUCCUCUUGGCAGCAGUUUCUGUCUCUGUUCACAAACAAAAGAAACAGGUUUGCUCUAAUCGUGUCACUGAUUGGCAUUCUAGGUCAGCAGUAUGGAGGUGUCAACAUUCUAGUCUCCUACACAACCACAAUCUCAACAAAAUCCGGCGUUGAUCCCGUUACAGCUAUCGCAGGUUCUAUUGGAAUUGGGGGUGGCUGCUUCUUGGCCACAUUCGUUUCGACGCAAUUGAUUGAUCGUUUUGGCAGAAGAAAGAUGCUUUUAUUCACGCUUCCAGUGGAAGCUUUAUGUUUGUUCUGGUUGGGGGGCAUUCUAAACGUCACAAAUCCGCAAAGCAGACUUGGAGCAGGCCUAGCGUCAAUGUACGUGUACGUGUUGUUCUACGGUACUGGUAUUGGACCAGUUAGUUUCACUCUGGUAGCAGAGACCUCGUCUAUCACUGUGAGAAUGGCACACAGUGCUACAUGUAUGUUCGUGAACUGGAUUCUGGAUGUUUGCCUGAGUAUGACAUGGCCCAAAAUGGAAGCCACUAUGACUGCCUCGGGAGGCCUAUAUUUUUACGGUGGAUUCAACAUUAUUGUCUGGAUUCUCACUUUUCUCUGUAUUCCGGAAACGAUGCGCUUCACACUGGAGCAACUUGAUGAGAUCUUCAAAGUCGGAGUUUCGGCGCAUAUAAAGAAGAGCCUCCGCAGACUAGAUCGCCGCUGA